CUCCCUCUGUCUGUCAGUGCAAGUCACAGUCGUCGUAAACACCGGAGCGAGGAGCUAACGAUGAUGCAGCGGGCUUUGUUUCGCCGGGGAGCGCUGCUGGCGCAAAAGGCGGCUGUGGAGGUCUCACUGCUCCCGAUGAGCGCGCCUCUCCAGCCGCGCCUUGACCGCGCCAUGUCCUCGGUGACCAUCCCGCCCCCGGAGUGCAUGCUCCGGCCGCUCGAGGUUCCUUUCCGCUACCUGUUCGGACCAGGACCGUCCAACGUGCCUCCCCGCGUUUUAGCCGCAGGUGGUAGGGCAAUUAUCGGCCAUCUGCACCCAGAAAUGUUCGAGAUCAUGAACGAUAUCAAGAAGGGGAUCCAGUACGCUUUUCAGACACAGAACAACAUGACGAUAGCAAUGAGCGGCUCCGGACACGCAGCGAUGGAGUGCGCCGUCUUCAACACGGUAGAACCCGGGGAGAGCGUGCUCGUGGCUGUCAAUGGAAUAUGGGGAGAGCGCGUGGCUGAAAUCGCCGAGAGAAUGGGUGCCAAUGUUCACACGAUGGUAAAAGCACCGGGUGGAAUUUUCAGCAAUGAAGAAAUUGAAAAGGCCCUGGCCAAACACAAGCCCGUUCUGUUCUUCCUCACACAUGGAGAGUCCUCUGCUGGCCUCGCCCACCCCGUCGAUGGCAUUGGAGACCUCUGCCGCAAACACAAUACACUGUUUCUUGUGGAUACUGUUGCAUCUCUUGGGGCAACGCCUAUUUUCAUGGACCAGCAGAAUAUUGACAUCCUGUACACUGGCUCUCAAAAGGCCUUGAAUGCACCCCCUGGCACAGCACCCAUCUCCUUCAAUGAAAGAGCAUGCCAAAAGAUGUUCAACAGGAAAACAAAACCAGUGUCCUAUCUCUUUGACAUGACCCACUUGUCUAACUACUGGGGAAAUGAUGGUCAACCAGCCAGACUAUAUCACCACACAGGACCAGUGUCUGGGUUAUUUUCCCUGAGGGAAAGUCUUGCUAUUCUUGCUGAGAAGGGGCUGGAGGAGUCCUGGAGGCAACACAGGGAGGUGUCAGGGUACCUCUGGAAGGGCCUGGAAGACAUGGGGCUCAAGCUAUUCAUCCAGAACAAGGACCUUAGGCUACCCUCCGUCACCACCAUUGCCAUUCCUGAGGGCUACAACUGGAGAGAGAUGCUGCAGUACAUCAUGAAGCACCACAAUAUGGAGAUGACUGGGGGCCUGGGACCCUCCGCUGGCAUGACCGAACUCCUAAAAGAUCUCAGGAGAUUCAACUACUUGAAGCGGGACUGGGAAAGAGAACAAUCACGAUGGCUGAGGAAGGAUGCCAUGAAGAGAGUACUUGACGAGCAGUACCCCAAGAUGAAGGACUUGUCAGGCGGCUGGAUUUGCUACAAAGCCACAGGAGGUAGCGAAGAGCGGAAGCUCUCUGUUGUUCCCAAUGAGCCAGAGGGCUACAUAGUGAGGAUGUUGAAGAGUGCCACAACCAAUGGCAAGCCCAUUCUGUACCUUGUUCCUUUACAAGAGGAGAUUGAUACCUCUUGACUGUCCCAUGAAGUGCCUGCAUUUUAGAAAAUGCGCAUGUCGAUCUGCAAGAGCUGUGGAGUGUCUAUGCCAUUACAGUUACUUGAACUCCACAUCGAAGCCUGUAAUGUCUCAUAUGAUGUAAGUUAUGUAAGACUUGUAAGUUAUGUUUGAAUAAGAAUAUGCAAUAUGGCCACCUUGA
Coregonus clupeaformis (lake whitefish) is the source of this 1723-nucleotide messenger RNA. Its product is annotated as serine--pyruvate aminotransferase. NCBI's taxonomy places the organism in Eukaryota, Metazoa, Chordata, Actinopteri, Salmoniformes, Salmonidae. Gene Ontology annotation, molecular function: L-alanine:glyoxylate transaminase activity; L-serine:pyruvate transaminase activity. The coding region runs from base 61 to 1542 and encodes 493 amino acids. The record is from RefSeq and is a predicted model, not a curated record. Gene Ontology annotation, cellular component: peroxisome. The transcript has 13 exons.